CUGAAGGAAGGGUACUGCACAUUUUUAUAAAUUAAACUUUGCUUUUGAAAUCAAAUGAUGACAAGCAGGCUCUUUCUAACUGGACUUGAGUUUUUUUGUUUGCUUUACUGAGUGACAAAAGGAAGCGAUUAUCCUACAGUUGGUCGCUAAGGUUAGCUUCCUCCUGUGACGUAUAAAUAUAUAUAUAUAUAUAUCUCUUACAGGGUGAAAUGAUAUUACUGCACCCAUCUCCUUGCUGAGAGGAAGCAUGAUAUGGAGUUCCACUCUGCUUUGCUCAUAAGCAGUAAUCCCUGACACCAUCAGACGCAACCUUCAAUAUUAAACAAUGAUUCAUCAUUUUACCAUUGGUUGCUGGAUUCUGUUGUUUCUUACACCAGGAUAUACUCCUGUUUUUGCAAAAGAUAAAGUCAUCCAGGUACCGUGUGGAUUGGAUGCCACGUUACGUUGCACAUCAAAGACAAGUUUUCCUCCGAAGUGGGAAUGGGACUCCAAUCAGACAUCAGAAAACAUCAAGACAUUAGUGGCCAACAGAACUGCACACCUGCUGGUGGAAAACUGCCAGAAGAUGAAUGAAGGCCUAUACUACUGUAUCAAUGGAACAGGGGAAAAAUCUGCAGUGGAACUGAAAAUACAGCUGGGUGUAAAGGAUAGCGCGCCUGUGUACAGAAUCAGCAGGACCGGCUCGUUGCAUCUCUUUUGUGAACCUCUAACACCAACAAGGCUUGAGGGCUUUUGGAGCUGGAGACAGACUGGGUCUGAAGAAGACUGCAAACGGUCUAGUUCAGGACAGACUGGGUCUGAAGAAGACUGCAAACGGUCUGGUUCAGGACAGACUGGGUCUAAAGGAGACUGCAAACGGUCUGGCUCAGGACAGACUGGGUCUGAAGGAGACUGCAAACGGUCUGGCUCAGGACAGACUGGGUCUGAAGGAGACUGCAAACGGUCUGGUUCAGGACAGACUGGGUCUAAAGGAGACUGCAAACGGUCUGGCUCAGACCUGGAGCACUUUGGAAAUCGAUCUGAAGUAAAGAAUGGGUCCGACCACAGAUUUUCACUGAGCAUCUCUCCUCUGCUCUGGAAUGACUCUGGACAAUACCGAUGCGCUCUUUGUAAUGGCAACAAACUUUACAGGCAACGCACUUAUGAAAUAAUUACAGUUAAAGUGUACUCCGAGCCCAUGGAGCUGACUGAGGGAGAGAAUGGCUCCCUGGUCUGCGCCGUUUCACAUGUGACGGAGUCCACCAGCCUGCUGUGGAUCGACACGCGGAGUCAACAGAUGUUCUCCAGCCCCGAGGCGCCCGCGGGCGAGUUCCGGCUCACGGUGAGGAACGUCACGCUGGCGCGGAACGCUUGGGAGUGCGCCGUGUUCCACCAGGGCCGGCUCCGAGCGCUGGUCCCGUUCACACUGACUGUGAAGAGCCGAGCCACACAGCCCCCCGGGCCCCCUGCUGGAGGUGAGGGAGCGAGAGUCACAGACAGACCGGGCCAGGACCCUACUGAAGCAGCUGCACAAAAUCCCUCCGGAAACCAUAUAAUUUAUCUGUCACUAGUCUGCCUCUGUGAUCUUCUUCUCAUAAUCCUGGGAACAGCUUUCAUAAUCUACUGUCGUCGGAGACAUCAAGGUGAUGCACAGACCCCAGAUGACGAGGGUGCUCUCAAUUAUGCUGCAGUGCAUUUUAAAAGGAAAAAAGGUACAGCUGACUCCAGUACAUCAGCCGCACUUGCUCCUGACAAUCUGACUCCUGAAGAGGACUCGGUGAUAUAUGCAGAUGUGGUCCUGGCAACCGGAAUUAGAAGAUGAUUCAUUCAUUUUAAUUUUACUGCAGACGUAAUUCGUUCAAGUCUUUUUUAGGUUCUGACAAAACAUACAUCUGCAUAUGAGAAGUCUUUGGGGGAUUUCCUUUACGGAUUCAUGGAAAGAAAAUGUAGUUGUGGGAAAUGCAAACUUCUGCUAAUGUUAAAAGUUGAAAUGGGGAAGUGGUUAUAUAUUUUGUUUUAGCUACUGUGAAGGAAUGAAAUAAAAAGGAAUUAAAAUUCACUUUGGAGUAGCACCAGUAAUACUAGUUUUUCAGUGAAGGAUACAAAUGGUUAAUUUUCGCUUGCUGAAUGCAGGACAUGCAUUGCUGAUGCUCUUUUUAUAAUGGGUCAUUUAAUUGCUUAAUUACUAUUCUUUGAAAGUCUUUUUCAUCUAAUGUCUAUUUAAUAUUUUUUUGUUAAUAAAGAAAUCAAAAUGCA
Anguilla rostrata (American eel) is the source of this 2235-nucleotide messenger RNA. RefSeq lists its product as uncharacterized. The coding region runs from base 326 to 1801 and encodes 491 amino acids. The transcript has 8 exons. NCBI's taxonomy places the organism in Eukaryota, Metazoa, Chordata, Actinopteri, Anguilliformes, Anguillidae. The record is from RefSeq and is a predicted model, not a curated record.